CUUCCGGCGCUCGUCUCGACGCUUAUCCUUUCUGUUUAGAAAACAGAGCUUCUGUAAUAUACAAUUCAAUUAAACCGAGUUAAAACAGCGACAGAAGAGCCUCCAGGAGACCACAUCCAAGUGCUACAGAGAAUGUUGGCUACAGGGGCGGCUGUAACCACUGCACUGGCGCAGGUGGACCGGGAGAAGAUCUACCAGUGGAUAAAUGAAUUGUCAAGCCCAGAGACCCGUGAGAAUGCUCUACUGGAGCUCAGCAAGAAGCGGGAAUCUGUUCCGGACCUGGCGCCCAUGCUGUGGCAUUCCUGUGGCACCAUUGCUGCUCUUCUACAGGAAAUUGUAAAUAUAUAUCCUUCCAUAAACCCACCAACGUUAACGGCACACCAGUCUAACAGAGUUUGCAAUGCCCUGGCACUUCUGCAGUGUGUAGCGUCACAUCCAGAAACAAGGUCUGCAUUUCUCGCUGCUCAUAUCCCACUCUUUCUCUACCCCUUUCUGCACACCGUCAGUAAAACACGCCCUUUCGAGUACCUGCGCCUCACCAGUCUUGGAGUCAUAGGAGCUCUAGUGAAGACAGAUGAGCAAGAAGUGAUAAACUUUUUGCUAACCACAGAGAUCAUUCCCCUCUGCCUGCGUAUCAUGGAGUCUGGCAGUGAGCUUUCCAAAACGGUUGCUACUUUCAUACUUCAAAAAAUUCUCUUGGAUGACACAGGGCUGGCAUAUAUCUGUCAAACCUAUGAGCGCUUUUCCCAUGUUGCUAUGAUACUGGGGAAGAUGGUCCUACAACUGUCAAAAGAACCCUCUGCUCGCCUCCUGAAACAUGUUGUCCGCUGUUAUCUCCGCCUCUCUGACAAUCCUAGGGCACGUGAAGCCCUCAGGCAGUGCCUGCCUGACCAACUCAAGGACACAACCUUUGCUCAGGUCCUGAAGGAUGACACCACCACCAAACGCUGGCUGGCGCAGCUGGUGAAGAAUCUGCAGGAGGGGCAGGUGACAGACCCCCGGGGGAUCCCUCUUCCUACCCAGUAAAUCCAGAUCAGGCGGACAACUGGAGGUGGUGGGGGUGGGGGGAGUUCAAUACAUUGCUCAUAGGAAGCUCAACAGUAGCCAGUUUGUUUAAGGUGAUCCAGUUGGUUCUUUGGGAUUAGUCGACCUGUGUGAGUGGUCGUGCUACAUGCGCAGCAGGGGUGCUCUGCAGCUUACAAGUCUCAACAGUUUCACAGACUUUUGCACUCGCAGGGCAACUACAUUUAAACGUUCUAGAACCUUUCCUUUGGAGAUAACCUAAUAGGUGUUCAGAGCUGGUUCAACUUUUGACUAAGAUGUGGAUGGCACAGACCAACAAACUUACCACUGAUCUUCAAUGAACCCUCUGUGCUCCAGGCCAGCAUCCCAAAUACUGAGCUACUUCCCGUAGCUGUGCUAACUCUUGUAUAUCGCAACAUCUGCUUGAAUACCUACACAAUGUCAUGUAAAGGAGAUGGAUACUGUACUAUAAUCUACUUUAUGUACUAUACACCUAGAAAAUGCAAUAAUCCAGUAAUCCUAGUGAACACAGAGGAUUUCAAUAACAACCAGUGAUCGCCUUAAAUACAAAUGUAACCCAUAUGUUUAACUGUUCAAGCAUUUGUAUAUUUACCAGCAGUUCUGGCUAUUCGACUACUACUCGAUAACUAGAUUUAUGUGUCCAUUUAGGUUAUGCAGGUUAACAUUUGUUUCAGUAAAUAUACAUGCAUAUGAGACCCCCACUUUACCAAUACAUCCAUGCUUGAUUUCUAUUUAAUUUUUCUCGUGUUCAUUUUGAGCUAAGUUUAGAUAAACUAGAACUAUACAGAGCAUCCAGAUUCAUCUGUUCUAGACAGAACUAUGUGCUCUAAAUGAAAUGCAUCAAACCCUUAUUCUUUGAAACCUAUUUUUGAUGUAGUAGGUACAAAAAGGCACAUUUGCAAUGUAAAUAAUUUGUACUGGUAUGAAAUACAAAAUCCUUUUACGCGCUUGUGUAAUUUUAUAUUUGUGCCGUUUGUGAACGAGCCAAAUUUUCCCAAAACCAGGAACAUUGCAUAUAGACUGAUGUCGAAUGUUUGUGUACAUGUGCUUUUUGGGGGUGUUUUUGCACACACAAUCAUUGAGAGUUAUUGUCCCUUUUGCAGGGUAGAGUUUAAACAAUGCUGUUGUCUGCAGUGUUAUUUCAGGAUGUCGAAACAAGAAGCGGCUCUUCAGAUAUUAACCCUACAGCAAGGUUGUCGUCCAUUUUCACAAAAAACUGUUGUGUUGAAAAUAAAGAUAUAUACUUGGUAUUAUUCUUGCAUUCAAAGAGCAGCAUUUCCUGUACUGUAAAUCUGCCGUGAUCACGUCUUUGGAUGAUAUUUUGAACUAUUAAAACUGGUAGCUCUUCA
This is a messenger RNA of Polyodon spathula (Mississippi paddlefish), 2393 nucleotides long. It is a transcript of the gene cnot9, whose product is annotated as CCR4-NOT transcription complex subunit 9. Gene Ontology annotation, biological process: negative regulation of translation; mRNA catabolic process. The coding region runs from base 133 to 1026 and encodes 297 amino acids. Lineage: Eukaryota; Metazoa; Chordata; Actinopteri; Acipenseriformes; Polyodontidae. The record is from RefSeq and is a predicted model, not a curated record. Gene Ontology annotation, cellular component: P-body; CCR4-NOT complex; CCR4-NOT core complex. The transcript is spliced from 8 exons.